AUGGGAGUAGGAUCAAUUGUUACUACAAGAGAUAGCCAUUUGUUAACUUAUCUCGGGAUAGAUCAAUAUCAUGUGUACGAAAUUAGAGAACUGGAUGACAGUGAAGCUCGUGAGCUAUUUAGUAAGCAUGCUUUUCUGACACACCAAAACUUUAAAAUCAGGACAGAUCUAGUGGAUAGUGCUCUAAAUCAUGCUAAAGGCCUUCCUUUAGCACUUGAGGUGCUAGGUUCCUUCUUACGCGGUAGAAGAGAAUAUGAAUGGAAAAGUGCACUGGAUGAAAUUUCUACGGCUCCUAAAAAAGGCAUCAAUGAUGUGCUCAAAAUAAGUUAUGGUGGACUAGAGCCAAAAGUGAAAGAGAUCUUUCUCCACAUUACCUGCUUCUUUAAGGGUUGGGAUACUGAGUAUGUAAAGAAAGUUCUCUACAGUUGCGAUCUUAAGGCAGUAAUAGGAUUACAAAUUCUCAUGGAGAGGUCCUUGAUAAGAAUUGAGUCCAAGAACAUACAAUUGCAUGACUUGAUUCAAUUGAUGGGCAUGGAUAUUGUGAACCAAGAAAGCGAUGAUCUCGGGAAACGCAGCAGACUAUGGCUGUAUGAUGAUGUUGUCGAUGUUCUGUCAAGUGACAUGGAAUAUUGUGUUGUAAAAGCCAUAGUGGUGGAGCUACUUGAGCCGACAGAAAUAUGUAUUGGUCCUGAUGAUUUUACAAAAAUGAGAAGGUUGAGAUUGCUCAUUUUGCGAAAUGUGCAUAAUUCUUUCCAAGAUCCUAUAUGUCUUCCUAAUGAGCUAAGAUGGUUUCGAUGGGAUGGAUGUGCUCCUCAGAUUCCCAAAUUUUCCUCUGGUCGAAAGAAAUUAGUGGGACUUGAUAUAAGCAAUUGCGGUAUCACAGUAGUGCCAAAUCAAUUUAAGGGCUUCCAAAAUUUGAAGUACAUGAAUUUCAGUUACUACGACUCGUUGGUUCGCAUGCCUGACCUCUCGUUUACUCCAAAUCUCGAGGAAUUGUAUAUGCAUAAUUGCAAAAGCAUGGUAGAAGCCCAUGAGUCCAUUGCAUAUCAUGACAAGUUACAGGUGUUGGAUUUAAGGGAGUGCCUUGAACUUAGUGUUUUUGCAAAUGAGCUGAAGUCAAAAAAUCUCCGACGUCUCCAUCUUGAAAAAUGCACAAAAUUUGAAAGGUUCUCUGAUAUUCCACAUAAACUCAAAGGCUUGGAAGAGCUUUAUUUACAAACAACCGCUAUUAAAGGACUUCCUACAUCAAUAGAAAAUCUUAUCUCUUUGAACCAAAUGUACAUAUAUAAUUGCAAGAACCUGGAACAUGUUCCAUCUAGCAUUUAUAAGUUACAAAACCUUACGCACUUGGAAGUUAGCUCUUGCACCAAUUUAAUUGGGUUUCCAAAGUAUGAGGACUCAGUUGAUCUGUGCAUGAAGACCGGUUAUAUCUGCAGAGGAACAAUUUUACUAGUCUUCCUACAUCCAUCGCUAAGCGUGAUCAUUUGUGCCACCUGA
Molecule: messenger RNA, 1497 nt
Organism: Syzygium oleosum
Lineage: Eukaryota; Viridiplantae; Streptophyta; Magnoliopsida; Myrtales; Myrtaceae
Product: TMV resistance protein N-like
Exons: 4
Coding region: 1-1497 (498 amino acids)
Biological process (GO): defense response
Molecular function (GO): ADP binding
Source: RefSeq, a predicted model, not a curated record